This is a messenger RNA of Ahaetulla prasina, 2805 nucleotides long. It is a transcript of the gene ERGIC2, whose product is annotated as ERGIC and golgi 2. Gene Ontology annotation, biological process: retrograde vesicle-mediated transport, Golgi to endoplasmic reticulum; endoplasmic reticulum to Golgi vesicle-mediated transport. Lineage: Eukaryota; Metazoa; Chordata; Lepidosauria; Squamata; Colubridae. The record is from RefSeq and is a predicted model, not a curated record. The coding region runs from base 235 to 1191 and encodes 318 amino acids. Gene Ontology annotation, cellular component: membrane; endoplasmic reticulum; COPII-coated ER to Golgi transport vesicle. The transcript is spliced from 14 exons.
AGCUCUUCGGGUUUUCCGAGCGUCCCCGCCGCUCGCCCGCUCGGCUCUUCGGCUCGACGCCCGACCGGACCCGAAGCUGCCGCUGCCGCCGCGGAGAUGCGGCGGGGAAGAAUCUCUAUUCCAAACCCGGUCAGGUUCCUCCUCCUUUGGUAACACAGAAGAAACAGAGAAUCAAGUGACGCUCCUGCAGAGGCCGUGUCUAUAUGAAGGAAGGGGUUGAGGGAUCGACUGAAGAUGAGACGACUGAAUCGGAAGAAGACUUUGAAUUUAGUGAAAGAAUUGGAUGCUUUCCCAAAGAUUCCAGAAAGCUACAUAGAGACUUCAGCAAGUGGAGGAACAGUUUCUCUAAUAGCUUUUACAACCAUGGCUCUUUUAACCAUAAUGGAGUUUACGGUCUAUCGUGACACCUGGAUGAAAUACGAAUAUGAAGUGGACAAGGAUUAUACUAGUAAAUUAAGAAUAAAUGUAGACAUCACAGUUGCAAUGAAGUGUCAACACAUUGGUGCUGACGUCCUGGAUCUGGCAGAAACGAUGGUUGCUACUGCAGAUGGAUUGGUCUACGAACCAGUGAUAUUUGAACUCAGCCCCAUGCAAAGAGAGUGGCAAAGGAUACUACAAAAUAUUCAGGCCCGGCUACAGGAAGAACAUUCUCUUCAAGACAUAAUAUUCAAAAGUGCUUUUAAAAGUGCUUCAACGGCACUUCCACCAAGGGAGGAUCAUCCCGUACAUUUGGCCGAUGCCUGCAGAAUUCAUGGGCACCUCUAUGUGAAUAAAGUAGCAGGGAACUUUCACGUUACAGUGGGCAAGGCAAUUCCCCACCCGAGGGGCCACGCACAUUUGGCAGCCCUUGUGAGCCACGAAUCAUACAAUUUCUCCCAUAGGAUAGAUCACUUAUCCUUUGGAGAACUCAUUCCAGGCAUUAUUAAUCCUUUAGACGGCACCGAAAAGAUUGCAUCAGAUCACAAUCAGAUGUUCCAGUACUUUGUUACAGUGGUGCCGACAAAACUUCAAACGCACAAAAUUUCAGCAGAAACGCACCAGUUUGCAGUCACAGAAAGGCAUAUCCAACACACCUGCCUCCUCCUCCUCCUCUUAUUUUCCCCACAACAACAACAACCCUGUGAGGUUCAACUUCCAGAUAGUCAACGAAACGACCACGAACCUCUAGCCACCGAAGACGCUACGCAAUAGCCCUUCUCUUCAGAAAACUCUGGUCUUUCUGUCUUGACGCGAAAAGGACAUUUUUAUAAGCAAAAGAUUUGUGCAAUACGUUCAAAGACACGGAGGGGGGAAAAAGGAGCCAUUUAUUUUUUUUUAGCAACGAAAGAAGGGAAAACUCUUCGGAGUGACUUGUUUGUCCUUUUCAAGGAUUUCGAAAAAAAGUCGCUGAGAUGAUCCUUUAAUUUUAAAGUCCGACUUCCUGGAAUGAGAACUGAAUUGUUGUUGGAAAGGAGAACUUGGGAUUCAGGAACUGCAAUUAAAUCGUGGAAACUUAUCAAUUCUACAUUCCCGGAGCAUUUGCAAAGUCUCGUGAACAAUAACCUUCAAAGGGAAUAAAAUUGGAAAGAAGUGUAUUUUCCACAGGCAGCAGAGCAGGGGAAAAAUUUGCAAACCGAAACUUGGAAGCUGUAUAAUUCUGUUUUUAAAACAGGGUGCGAGGUGGGGGGGUUUCUUUGUUUUGUUUUUAAUCUCUUCCCUCAUCUUUUUAAAACGUCACUCCUAUCGUAAGAAUAUGGAAAUCCCAAGAAAUGGAAAAUUAAUGCACAAGAAAGGAAAUUAAAAAAUCUCGUACUGGGGGCGUAGCAUGUAUACCAAUUGACGAAUGUUUAAACAAAUGUGGAAAAAUCUUUUAGCGUUACCGCUUAUUAUCAAACUUUUUCCGGAAAACAAAAGCACACACAAAAAAUGGACCGAUCAAAGAAUCCUGGCUCGUUGCAUUGUAACUUGUUGAGAGUGAUUGACAGCCUUAGGGGUACACUGUUGAGAGUGAUUGACAGCCUUAUUUGACAAGCUGGAGAAUCCGUCAUGGUUAUUGUUAAUUUAGUUGAGUUUUAAGCUACCAUCCAAAUCAGGGGUCUCCAACCUUGGCAACUUUAAGACUUGUGGACUUCAACUCCAACUUCAAUUCCAACUUCCAACUUCAACUCCAAGCAAAGCUGGAGUUGAAGUCCACAAGUCUUAAAGUUGCCAAGGUUGGAGACCCCUGAUCCAAAUGGAUUACGAUGUUGAUCACCAUAUUUUUGUAGACUGCUAUAUACCGGUAGUCCUCGACUUACAACAAUUCGUUUAGUGACCGUUUGAAAUUACAACAGCACUGCAAAGGGGGACUUAUGGCCGUGUUUCACACUUAUGACCAUUGCAGCAUCCCCCAUGGUCACGUGAUCAAAAUUCAGGCGCUUGGAAACUUGACUCCUAUUUAUGGCGGUCACAACGUCCCGGUGAUCUGGACAUUAAUAGACCGUUUGCAACUUCCUGACAAGCAAAGGGAAUGGGGAAGUCAGAUUUACUGAACAACUGUGGCAAGAAACGUGGUAAAACGGGGCAAAAUUCAUUUAUCUCACUUAGCAACAGAAACGUUGGGCUUAAUUAUGGUCAUACGUCGAGGAUUACCUGUAUCGGCUUGUGCCUUGCCUUAAAUCUUUCUUGGAAUUUAGGGACAAAAAGAAUAGUGAAAUUAGUGGGCAGCAGUAUUGCAACUUAACUAUGAAUUUGACUGAAUUGAAUCCAGUGGCUUUUAAUUCCACACUCUUAAUACCAUAAGUAAAUAUAGGUCCAUAAUCUAAAUUCUGAGCCUUAUCUAUCCAA